AUCUCACCAGGCCACCUUCUUUCGCCAUGAGGUUCUUCUCUACCUCUAGCAUAGUCACUUGGGCGACCGCCGCCCUCUCUGUUGCCAGUGUUGUGUUGGGCGCGCCCGCUUCUCCAGCCGGACUGCAGAAACGGGCAGCUGUGGUUCCCACUAUGACAGGCUCAGCUGCUGGCAUGGCUGGCGCGAACACAUACGGUCGCGCGUCAGUGAUGAAUGAUGGUUCAUUGCUUGGUUCCGCCACCUACUUCCAGGAUGGAAACAACAUCAUCAACGCAAUACAUUCCACCGAUGGUGGCGCUACUUGGACCAUCCUCGGACAGGUCACCAGCGGCGCAUCUGACGCACAUGACAUCGACAACGCCUACCUUCAACAGCUACCAAGUGGUCGCAUCCUCGCCUCCUUCCGCAACAAUGACAAGAGCGGCUCCGCAUACACCUACUACCGUAUCACCAUCUGCUACUCUGAGGAUGGAGGCGUGACCUGGCAGUUCCUCAGCCAGGCCGCCGAGCAGGCAGCGGCUUCGCAGCCGAACGGUCUCUGGGAGCCCUUCCUGCGCGUCACCGGCUCGGGAGCCGUGCAGGUCUACUACUCGCGCGAGAACAACGCCAACGACCAGGACCUCAUCAUGUCCUCUUCGACCGACCAGGGUGCGACUUGGAGCGCCCCCGUCGCAGUCAUCGGCACGGACAAGACGGACGCGCGCGACGGUAUGAUCGGCAUUGCGGCCAACGGCGCUGCCGGCAACCUGUUUGCCGUCUUCGAGUCCGUCGAGAACGGUAUCUUCCAGGUCCAGAAGAGCGAGUCGUCCGACGAUGGCAGCACCUGGGGCCCGCGUGGCGUCGUCUACGCCGCCCCCAACGGCCUGAAUGCACAGUCCCCGCAGGUCGCCAACGUUGGCGGAGCGCUCGUCGCCAUCUUUAUGACUAACGAGGAUAGCGGCGUGGCUGGUACCGCUCAAGAGGCCGUCAAGAUCGUCACGAGCGGAGACGGGGGCAACACCUGGGGCAACAAGCUCACGGUUGGCCCCGCCCCUUCCUUCUGGCCCGGCGUUACCACCACUGGCAACAACAACUUCAUUGCCAUCUACGGCACGAGUGACGUUGUGGUGCAGGAGGUUACCCUAUCUUAAUUCAUAUGUAGGACUUCUUUGGGUAUCAUGUUUGUUCUUGGUUAGGAAUGGGAUCUGUCAUCGACAUUGUAAUCAGAUAUUGCGUGUAAUGAUGUACUUGGUAUACGUACGCAAAGGUGCCAGCGUCCCUAGCUGAAGUCGUGCCACGGCCUGAAUGGGAGACUCUAAUUAGUGCUAUGCGAACAUUAUACGUAUAGUCACUACAAUCAUCUGUUUUUCCAGAGAACGGUAGUAAUAAUUGGAUUCGAUCUACGCAAAAC
Coniophora puteana RWD-64-598 SS2 is the source of this 1390-nucleotide messenger RNA. RefSeq names its product glycoside hydrolase family 93 protein. The record is from RefSeq and is a predicted model, not a curated record. The coding region runs from base 27 to 1130 and encodes 367 amino acids. Lineage: Eukaryota; Fungi; Basidiomycota; Agaricomycetes; Boletales; Coniophoraceae. The transcript has 2 exons.